Molecule: messenger RNA, 1131 nt
Organism: Menidia menidia (Atlantic silverside)
Lineage: Eukaryota; Metazoa; Chordata; Actinopteri; Atheriniformes; Atherinopsidae
Source: the annotation of a GenBank genome assembly
GAUGUCUGAACUACAUUUAAUCAUUUUGAAUGGCGGACAUCCAAUGAGUCCUUUCAGAUGUUUUUUUAUGAGGAUGUUUUAACACUUAACUUGAAUCUGAGACCAUCUCUGUCUGACAACAGUCCUCGACCUGGACUUUUAAGCUUGGUGUGAUGUCUGAUCUUCUGUGGGAACUGCAAUGUCUUCUCUGCGUUAAAACACAGAUCAUGGCUUUCGUUAUCAGUUUAAUACUUUUUUCAAGUUGGAUGGCUGUAGCUGUUACGUUUCCUUAUAACACCUUUGUGAAAAAAUCAAGAUUUGACUUUGAGUCAUCUGGCAGUGGACCAGAUGAGCCUGUCCACGGAAUAGUCAAGAUUGUUCAGCUGGACUCUCGCAGUUUGACCCAGUCAGCGCUCUUCAGAAGAGGUCUCUCCCCUGGAAGAGCCCUUUCUCACAGCUCUAGGUUGCCCUUCCCUGCCUUCCUAUCUCGCGGUCGUCCGACCCACAAAGCGGCGGGAAGUCCACUCCACACCCUGCGCUCAAGAAGCCCCGCUGAGACGGAGAUGAAAAAGAAGCAAAGGCUGCAGAUGUGGCAGAAAGCCAUAGAUAAGGGAGUCAAAACGUCUCUGCCAAUCAGCUUGAAGGAUACCAAACAAGCGUGCACUGCAGUGCCUUUCAUACAGCAUGUGACGGCAGAUGGAUGCCAAACAGUAACAGUGCACAACAAGCUGUGUUUCGGCCAGUGCAGCUCCCUCUUUGUCCCGUCUGAGGGGGAGUUCGCCGAGCAGAGUCCCGGGACUGGGGCCUUCCACCGCAGGGCCCCCUGCUCCCGCUGCGCCCCAUUUAGAGCUCAAACUGUCACUGUGUCUCUGCGGUGUGGAGUCGAGGUGCGGGAGAAGAGAGUGAUGGUGGUGGAGGAGUGCAAGUGUGAGACCAGGCGGGAGGAGCAGAGUGCUGAGGCAGCAGCCUCCAAAAAUCUCUAACUGUUAUGCAGCAGUGAGAAAAAAGACUGCAGAGUCUGUGUUAGAGAGAGAAUACAUAGGCACAGUUUGGCCUUUUUUUUCUAUAUACUACAUAAUGUCUCUGUGUCUAUGUGUCUAAAUCUGACUGAUUUUAUUCCAGGUGAAAACUUCUGGUGGCUCAUUACACCAC